This is a messenger RNA of Closterium sp. Naga37s-1, 6705 nucleotides long. The record is from the annotation of a GenBank genome assembly. NCBI's taxonomy places the organism in Eukaryota, Viridiplantae, Streptophyta, Zygnematophyceae, Desmidiales, Closteriaceae.
AUGCCGUAUAGCGGCCCCGCCGCCCUUCCUCGCGGCCCCGCCGCCCCAUCGCGCGGCCCCGCCGCCCUACCUAGCGGCCCCGCCGCCCUUCCUCGCGGCCCCGCCGCCCCAUCGCGCGGCCCCGCCGCCCUACCUAGCGGCCCCGCCGCCCUUCCUUGCGGCCUCGCCGCCCCAUUGCGCGGCCCCGCCGCCCUACCUAGCGGCCCCGCCGCCCUUCCUCGCGGCCCCGCCGCCCCAUCGCGCGGCCCCGCCGCCCUACCUAGCGGCCCCGCCGCCCUACCUAGCGGCCCCGCCGCCCUUUCUCGCGGCCCCGCCGCCCCAUCGCGCGGCCCCGCCGCCCUACCUAGCGGCCCCGCCGCCCUUCCUCGCGGCCCCGCCGCCCCAUCGCGCGGCCCCGCCACUCUACCACGCGGCCCCGCUGCCCUAUCUCGUGGCCCCGCCGCCCUAUCAAGCGGCCCCGCCGCCCUUUCUGCAGCGGCCCCGCCACUUCUCUACAGCGGCCGAGCCGCCCAGCAACAGCGCAGCCGAGCCGCCCAGCAGCAGAGCAGCCGAGCCGCCCCGCCGCCGAGCCGCACUGCAGCCGAGCCGCCCGGCCGCCCACCAGCCGAGCCGCCGUGCAGCCGACCGCCCAGCCGCCGAGCCGCCCAGCCGUCGAGCCGCCCUGCAGCCGAGCCGCCCGAGCAGCCCUGUCCGGUGAGCACAGACCCUCUGUCACUGCGUGCUCUUCCCCUUACUGCCUGCACUGCUGAUGACCUACAGCUGUUCUUACAGUGCGAUAGGGCGGACGGCCUCUCUCUCUUUGACCUCACCUCUGGCGCUUCCCCUGCCCCUGCUGCUGAUGCUGACGCCACUGUUCGCUCCCAGUGGGCCACGCGCGAUGCUGCUGCACGUCUUGCUGUGCGUCGCCACCUCCCUACCUCCGAGCGUGCGCACUUUAGUCAGUACAAGAGUGCUCAGACCUUGUACGCCGCUGUAGUCGCGCGCUACUCCUCCCCUUCCACUGCUGCACUGAGCCGUCUCAUGCUGCCGUACCUCUUCCCUGACCUUGCUUCUUUUCCCACCGUUGCUGACCUCAUUACGCACCUCCGCACUAGUGACACUCGCUACCGCGCUGCACUUCCUGCUGACUUCUGCACCGCGAACCCCCCCCCCAUGUACAUCACUCUGUACUUCCUAGUCACUCGCCUCCCUGACUCCCUUCGAGUAGUCAGGGACCACUUUCUCUCAGUCUGUCCCACCACACUCACUGUAGACCUCCUCGAGAACGCCCUCCUCGCGAUAGAAAAGAGCAUAGUCGCUGUAGUAGCCUCUCGAGGUGACCCGCGCACCCCCAUCUUUGAGGGGUGUUCUCCCUCCCCCCUGCUGCCCUCUGUUGCCUCUGCUGCUUCGGCCGACCUCCUUGUUCUUGAGUCGGUCGGUGCGGCGUCUGCCCCUAGCGGGAGACGCCGCCCUGGCAAGGGCAAGGGGGGCAAGGGAGCUGGAGGAGCGGGCGGUGGAGGUGGAGGUGGAGGCAGUGGGGGGAGUGGGGGUAGCGGUGGAGGUGGAGGUGGGGGUGGGGGGUUCGGUGGCGGCAGUGGAGGCGGAGGCCGCGGCGGCGGUGGCGGUGGUAGCGGAGGUGGCGGAGGAGGCGGCGGUGGAGGAGGCGGUGGAGGCGGCGGCGGCAGUGGAGGUAGCGGAGGCGGUGGAGGCGGUGGGGGUGGCGGUGGAGCUGGUCGCGGGUCUUUGCAGAGGAGUGGCUCCGGUGGUGGCUCGCGCCAGCAGCAGCAGCGUGGUCGUGCGACCCUGUCCCCUCAGCAGCUCCGUGAGUGGUACACUGCACGCCAGCGGGGUGGGGGUUUUGGUCCGUGUACCUACGUCCUGCGCACCGGCGACCGUGCGGGUGAGCAGUGUGGGGGUGCGCACCCCACUCCGCGCUGCUUUGGCCGCCUGACGGACGCAUGGCGUCACCAGUUCCCGGAGGCCUCCGAGAUCCCUCGCUGGGACGAGCUGUCUAGGGCGGGGGUUGCCAUCUUUGAUCUGGACUUUGAUGCUAUUCUCUCUGCCAUGUAUGCUGUGUCUAUUAGUGAUGAGGGUGACUGUUACCGGUGUUUCCAGCCCGAUCCGGGCAUUGAGACUGCUGCUCUAGGUACUGGUGAGGCUGCUGCCCUAGGUGCUUACGACGCUGCUGCUCUAGGUGCUGGUGUGUCUGCGUCCUCAGGUACUGGUGAGUCUGCUCUCUCAGGUACCGCGUCGGCUUCGGCCUCCCUCACCUUCACUCUUGACUCUGGGGCGUCUCGCUCCUUCUUUCGGGACCGCACCACACUCACGCCACUUAGUCGGCCGGUUGCGGUGUCUCUGGCUGACCCCUCUGGGGGUCCGGUCCUGUCUCGUUUCUCCACAGUCCUCCCGUGUCCGGCGGCUCCCUCUGGCACCCUGUCUGGUCUCUACCUCCCCUCGUUCUCGACGAACCUGGUGAGUGGUGCUGACCUACAGGAUGCGGGUGUCCACCAGUUCACUCCUGCACGUCAGAGAGUGACCCACUGUACAGAGGCUGGCACAGGCCGACACCUGGCUACGUUCACCCGUCAGCCGGGGUCGAGCCUGUACACUCUGACCACUGCGUCUCCUCCAGUUGCUGAGUCUGGUAGGGUAGUUACGUCGGGUCAGGUGUUUGCUGCGGCGUCCAGGUCUGGUCCUGAGUCUGCCCCCUGUUCGUGUCGUCUCCUGUCUCACGAGACUCUCCUCUGGCACCACCGCCUUGGCCACCCCUCUCUGCUUCGGCUCAGAGGUAUGGCCUCCCGUCUUCUUGUGUCCGGUCUCCCCCGGUCCCUCCCUCCCCUUCCUCAGGGCCCUGGCCCUACCUGUGUCCCCUGUGUCGAGGGGCACCAGCGUGCUGCCCCUCACUCCUCCCAGUUUCCUUCGACAGAGGCCCCGUUGCAGACACUUCACAUGGACGUGUGGGGCCCAGCCCGCGUCCGUGGACAGGGUCACGAGCGCUACUUCCUGCUCGUUGUUGACGACUACUCGCGUUACACCACAGUCUUCCCCUUGCGCAGCAAGGGUGAUGUCACUGAGGUGCUGAUCGACUGGAUCCGCGCAGCUCGUCUCCAGCUCAGGCAGAGCUUCGGCUCGGACUUUCCUGUUCUGCGUCUGCACUCGGACAGAGGCGGAGAGUUCUCCUCUGGCCUUCUGCGUGCCUACUGUCGUGCACGGGGCAUCCGUCAGACCUUCACGCUUCCGGACUCACCGCAGCAAAAUGGGAUUGCUGAGCGCCGCAUUGGCAUGGUCAUGGACGUCGCUCGUACGUCUAUGAUGCAUGCGGCUGCCCCCCAUUUUCUGUGGCCGUUUGCGGUGAGGUACGCGGCGCAUCAGAUCAACCUCCACCCCAGGGUCUCCAGGCCGGAGACCUCCCCAGCCUUGCUGUGGACGGGGAAGGUUGGCGAUGCGUCGGCGUUCCGGGUCUGGGGAUCUCGGGCGUUUGUCCGCGACCUGUCUGCGGACAAACUAUCCCCUCGUGCUGCUCCUUGCGUCUUCCUGGGGUUCCCCCCUGACGCGCCUGGGUGGCAGUUUUACCACCCCACCUCUCGCCGUGUUCUGUCCUCCCAGGACGUCACGUUUGACGAGUCGGUCCCCUACUACCGCCUCUUCCCCUACCGCACUCCGUCCCCCCCCCCACCCCCACUCUUCUUGGUACCAGGUCCCCCCCAGGUAGACCCCCUCCCCCCUCAGGGUCCUGCCCCUUCAGGUGUGUCCCAGGUAGACGCAGUCGAGCCUGUCGAGGUCACUGGUGACUCUGGUGCUGCUGGGGGUGCUGAGCCUCGGGGUACUGAGCCUGGGGGUACUGAGCCUGGGGGUGCUGAGCCUGGGGGUGCUGAGCCUAGGGGUGCUGGGCCUGGGGGUGCUGCGUCUGGGGGUGCUGAGCCUAGGGGUGCUGAGCCUAGGGGUGCUGAGCCUGGGGGUGCUGAGCCUCGGGGUACUGAGCCUGGGGGUACUGAGCCUGGGGGUGCUGAGCCUGGGGGUGCUGAGCCUAGGGGUGCUGAGCCUGGGGGUGCUGAGCCUAGGGGUGCUACGUCUGGGGGUGCUGAGCCUAGGGGUGCUACGCCUGGGGGUGCUGAGCCUGGAGGUGCUCCGCCUGGAGGUUCUCCGAGUGCUUCGUCUCGCCGGGAGCCACUUUCUCCACAGGAGCUGCGUGAGUGGUUUGCCCGGCGCUGGAGGCGUGCUGCUGGUGCUGGAGGUCCUUCGGCUGCUGAGGGUGCUGCGGUUGCGGGUCCCGGAGGUGCUCGUCCUGGGUGCGCUGGAGCUGGUGCUGCUGAGGGUGUUGGCGCUGAGACUACCGCUGGCAGUCCUGCUGGGGUUGCUCCUGGUGCUGCUGGGGGUUCUGGAGCUCCUGGUGGUGCUGCUGGAGCGGGUGCUCCUGCUGAGGGUUCUGGUGCUGUCCCUGCUGCUUCUAGCGUCGCCGCGCGGCCUCGACCGUACUUCGUUCCACUCCUGCAGCAGGUUCUUGGUCUUCCACCUUCUACUGGUCCUCCUCCUCCCUUAGAGUGUCCACAGCCUGUCUCGUCCCAGCUACAGUUGCAGCCUACCUCCCCUUUGCCUGCUCCUUCUCCCUACACUGGUCCUACUGGAGGUCUGGCUGAGCGUCGUGAGCCUGCGUCUCGCCCUGCGUCGCCUGUCCGUGCUGCUCGCACUAGUGGUCGCGGUUCGCGUCAGCGUCCUCCUCCUGUCCCUGGCACGCACCGGAUGUCUUUGCGUCCGUCCACUGCUCCUCUGCGUGCCCCUUUGCCUUCUCCUCCUGCGUCCUCUCUUCCUGCUCUUGCCGACCCGGAGUCGGACUCUCUUCGUGCUGCCAGUCCUACUGUCACGCGUCUCCUUGCUACUGUUGUCACUGACCCUUCUUUCGAGUCUACUGUUGCGUCUGCUCUCGUUACUGAGCUCGUCGACUUUGCUGCUCGCUGUCGCUUAGACUACGCUGCUAGUCUUGUUGCUGAGUCUGAGUCUGUCUGUCCUCCGUCCGUCGGGGGUGAGUGUGCCCUUGGCACGGACGUCCUUGAGGACAGGCAGGAGGAGUUCCAGUGUCUGGCAGCUGCUUCACCUCAUCUCGUGUCCGUACUGCUUACCCCUGAGGGAGACCCGGAUGCACUUGACAUCCCGACUCCGCGCUCUUACGCGGAGGCGAUAGAGGGUCCCUACUCCUCUCAGUGGCAGGCAGCUAUGGAUGCAGAGAUGGCUUCCUGGAAGUCCACAGGCACCUACGUUGACGCUGUCCCCCCUCCUGGGGCGAACAUCGUCAGUGGCAUGUGGAUCUUCAGGGUGAAGCGGCCGCCGGGUUCUCCACCUGUCUUCAAGGCGCGUUACGUGGCUCGUGGCUUCAGUCAGCGGCAGGGAGUUGACUACUUUCAGACCUUCUCCCCCACCCCGAAGAUGACCACUCUUCGGGUACUGCUGCAUGUUGCUGCUCACCGUGACUACGAGCUGCACUCUCUUGACUUCAGCACAGCUUUCUUGCAGGGCAGCCUGCACGAGGAGAUCUGGCUGCGUCGCCCACCUGGCUUCACUGGGUCUUUCCCUCCUGGUACCCAGUGGAGUCUCCGGCGUCCAGUCUACGGUCUCCGCCAGGCGCCACGUGAGUUGCACGACACACUGAGGACUACACUUGCGGCUCUUGGGUUUGCUCCUUCUACUGCCGACCCGUCGCUGUUUCUACGCACCGACACCUCUCUGCCGCCGUUCUACAUCCUCGUGUACGUCGACGACUUGGUCUUUGCCACAGCCGACACUGCUGGACUCGCCUACGUGAAGUCCGAGCUGCAGAAGAGACACACGUGCACAGACCUGGGUGAACUGCGCAGCUAUCUUGGCUUGCAGAUCACCCGGGACAGAGCACGCCGCACCAUUACCCUGACUCAGUCACACAUGGUGCAGCAGGUCCUUCAGCGCUUCGGCUUCACGUACUCCUCGCCUCAGGCCACUCCUCUGUCUACUCGCCACUCGCUCUCAGCUCUGCCUUCGGAUGAGUCCGUAGAGUCGAGUGGCCCGUACCCAGAGCUUGUUGGCUGCCUCAUGUACCUGAUGACCUGCACACGACCUGACCUUGCAUACCCUCUUAGCAUUCUUGCACGCUAUGUUGCUCCUGGGAGACACAGACCAGAGCACAUGGCUGCAGCAAAGAGGGUGUUGCGCUACUUGUGCAGUACGUCGGGCAUGGGGCUAGUGCUUGGAGGGCGGAGUCCAGUGGUCCUCACUGGGCACGCGGACGCUUCUUGGGCUGACGACCAGGCUACGCAGCGGUCGUCACAGGGUUACACCUUCAGCCUUGGUUCCGGCUCUGUUUCGUGGCGGGCUACUCGCUCGUCUUCUGUUCUUGGCUCGAGUUGUGAGGCUGAGAUCUACGCCGGGGCCAUGGCUGCACAGGAGCUUCGCUGGCUCACCUACCUGCUGACCGACCUUGGAGAGCCGCCUCGUUCUCCUCCAGUCCUGUACGUAGACAACAAGGCCAUGCUGGCCUUGUGUCGAGAGCAGCGACUGGAGCACAGAACAAAGCACAUUGCUCUCCGCUACUUCCUUGCUCGUGAGCUACAGCAACGUGGACAGUUGCGGCUUGCGUACGUGGCCUCUGAGGCCAACACUGCUGAUGUCUUCACCAAGGCACUUCCGCCUUGUGAUCAUCAGCGCUUCUGCACUCAGCUGGGUCUUGUGCCCGUCUUGCCUCACUUGCUCUCCUCUUGA